Messenger RNA from Cynara cardunculus var. scolymus (artichoke), 824 nucleotides. Its product is annotated as transcription factor bHLH153. The transcript has 7 exons. Gene Ontology annotation, biological process: regulation of transcription by RNA polymerase II. Bases 171 to 584 code for a protein of 137 amino acids. The record is from RefSeq and is a predicted model, not a curated record. Lineage: Eukaryota; Viridiplantae; Streptophyta; Magnoliopsida; Asterales; Asteraceae. Gene Ontology annotation, molecular function: DNA-binding transcription factor activity, RNA polymerase II-specific; RNA polymerase II cis-regulatory region sequence-specific DNA binding; protein dimerization activity. Gene Ontology annotation, cellular component: nucleus.
GCUCCUCUAUACACACUGACCCCCAUCCUCACGGCUUCCGGCACCGGCAAUCAUCUCCGGCGACCGAUUGUUUGAGCGAUUUGUUAUGAACAGAGGAUCGGUGAUGAAACUUGCGUUGAAGAAUCGGUGAAUGCUCGCGGAAUUUGAUAGGAAUAGAGCCGGUGGUUAAAAUGAUGGAACAUAAGCGAAGUCCAGUAUCUGUUGAGCAGGGGAGUCUUACUUCUUUGACACCAAAAAGGCACAAGGCUGGUUUAUCCAUCUCCUCCAAGGAAAGAAAAGAGAAGGUUGGUGAACGGAUAGCAGCCCUUCAGCAGCUCGUCUCCCCAUAUGGCAAGACAGAUACCGCUUCUGUACUUCUCGAGGCAAUGGAGUACAUACGCUUUCUUCAUGAACAAGUCAAGGUGCUGAGUGCUCCUUACCUUCACAACAACUCAACAGCUCAAUCUCAGGAAAUAGAUAUGUAUAACCUGAAAAGCAAAGGGUUGAGACUGGUUCCGAUUUCGUAUACAAUGGGAGUUGCGAGCAGCAACGGCGCAGAUAUAUGGGCCCCAAUCAAGACCAAUAAUAAUUCCCCGAAAACGUAGAAGAAAACUGACAGACGAUGUAGAUUUAAUCGGUUAGGGGGAAGAGUUAUAUAUAUAUAUAUAUAUAUAUAAUAUAUAUAUGCAUAGCAAGUCAAGUAAAGCAGCAUCCAAGGAUAAUAAAGCAUCGGAUUAUAGGUAUUCAAAUGAUGGGGGUGUUGUAUAUUGUAAUGAUCUCAAAUGGAGAUAUGAUGAAUAUUACAUGAUAUAUGAUAUGAGAAGCAUAAUAUUAUAUGAAUCUUU